GGUACAAAGAGGCGACAGCUGGGGUUCUAACGUAAUAUCCCGUGGAGUACAGUGGAUUGAACAGCAACAGCAAGAACGUCUUCAAGAUGAAGAUGAAGGCCUGUGAUCUUGGAUAUACCUCGGCACUUCUUGUUGCUAUCACCAUCCUUAGCUCUGGAUCCAAUGGUGAUAUGUUCCGAAACUGCAUUCCCGAAGGUGGAAGCAUUCACACAGAUGGAAAUACGAUCUAUAUACAACCAGAGGGUGAUCCUAAGGCUGUAGGAUUAAAGCCUGCAGCCCGUAACCUUUAUAUCAAGAAAUUCAUUUUCAUGACUUCAUGCAAUGUUUCAGUCAAGUCUAUUGCACUGAAGUACUUCGGCUCGUGUUCUGCAGUGGUGACGUACGGCAGUGAUAACAGGAUUCUUGAAGCACUUCAAGUUCCCUACCUGCCAACACGUCAAUGGCAUGAUGUAAACGUAAGCCUAACGGGAUCUGCAUCUGCAACGCUACAAGAUUAUAUGAAAAGGAAUACAACAACGCUAUUCACGGUGAUGAUUAACGCGGAAAUAUCCACGUGCCAUCUAUACGGAAUCGAGCAUAAGCCAGUAAGAGGACUAACCGUCAUUGCCCAGGGUUUCGCAUCGUCUGCUACGAUUAACAAAUAUGUCAACAACGCUGGAACGUCGAGACCAGAAAGUACGAAACACCAAACACCUUCCUCUGAUUUUUCGACUACAGCCAAGCCCAGUGUGCUACUGAUUUCAUCUGAAGCAGUCGGCACUGUUGGUACUAAAAACCUAAAUUCCGCUUUAAUGAUCGUCCAAACUGGACAACCUGCCGAUAGGUCAAGUGCAUUGAACUUAGUCACUCCCAUCGUAAUUUCAUUGGUUAUGCUAGGCCUUUCCCUGUGCAUAACUAUUGUACUGUUGCUGGUAAGGUCAGGAGGGAUUUUAUCGAAUAGUAGUCAUCCCUGUUGUAUUUCUGUUCGAAAAUCAAAGAAGAAACAAGGCAAUGGGGACCAGGUUUACGAGAAUCGCGCUGGUACCGACGCAAUCAACAAGCAACCAACAGGCAAAAUGAUCAAUCCCAUCCACUACUCAGCCAUUGGUCCUGGUCACUCUAAACCAACAGACUCUUACAUCGACUCUUCCUGACAUGCAUGCCGGGCGUAAUGUUGGUGCUACACAGAGUGAGAUGUACACAUACGCUACUUGUGAUGAUGUUAGGGUCGCGAGGUUUAUCAACACAGACAUGCAGCAGAAGGACGCUGGGGAGCUGUACGCGAGCGUGAUACCGUCAACUCUUGAUCAGUCAGCGCAGGACGUCCAGUCACAACCGCAAUGCAACCAAGCACACGGUCUUGGAAAAGCUGUGGGAGAUGGAAAUGAAUUCAACCCAGCUCAAACCCCCUGCUACUCUUCCCCCCGCAAAGUGGGUGGGACACGUGUUUCCAGCCAUUACAAGACCACAAAGCAGAGUUCGACUUCGAAUCAUGAACAGCCUUCAUACAAUAGCAUCACUGAAUCGCGAAUGCAAUCGGCAAACGCCACGGAGUAUGCAUCGGUCUGUGACUCAAGAAAUGCGGAGCAAUCAACUGGAAGCAACCAGGAAAAUGUCAUCAAGCCUGAUAUCAUUGAGAGUAACCUAUGUCGCGUCGGAAGCGACCAAACACCAGUGACUUUCGCCAAAACGAACGCCGCUAGCAACUUGCAGUCAUCUCGUGUUUCAAUGACGGGUUCCAUCUCGCCACCGACUGGAGACACAAAACCAGAAAUGCGCAUCACCAUUCCAGAUACCAACGCCUCUGCCAUACCUGGUAUUUAAAGUAAUGAAGGAAAGCCAGGGACAUUAAAUGAGCCCACAGUCUACAGUUCCAAAUAACGGAGCGUACCAGCUUUAUUGAGAUACGGAACCUACAAGUAAAUUUAUGCAGAGCCAGCGAAACCUCUGAGCAAUACCAGUACACCACUCCACACAUCGACCCGUGGGUCAAGUUCUGAGCCGGGGUAAAGCAACAAAGCUUUUGUCAGCAGUCCUGACCGUACUGCCAUUCUUGCUAGUCGAUAAAAAACACUGCUGGAAAACGCGAAUCCUUUCUCACAAUGCCAUGCAAACAUAUA
Sycon ciliatum is the source of this 2099-nucleotide messenger RNA. RefSeq lists its product as uncharacterized. Bases 87 to 1133 code for a protein of 348 amino acids. The record is from RefSeq and is a predicted model, not a curated record. The transcript is spliced from 3 exons. NCBI's taxonomy places the organism in Eukaryota, Metazoa, Porifera, Calcarea, Leucosolenida, Sycettidae.